Molecule: messenger RNA, 2367 nt
Organism: Prionailurus viverrinus (fishing cat)
Lineage: Eukaryota; Metazoa; Chordata; Mammalia; Carnivora; Felidae
Product: cadherin-10
Exons: 11
Coding region: 1-2367 (788 amino acids)
Biological process (GO): multicellular organism development; homophilic cell-cell adhesion; calcium-dependent cell-cell adhesion
Cellular component (GO): adherens junction; catenin complex; plasma membrane
Molecular function (GO): cadherin binding; calcium ion binding
Source: RefSeq, a predicted model, not a curated record
AUGACAAUAUACCAAUUUUUGCUACUAUUUCUACUCUGGGUAUGCCUGCCACAUUUCUGUUCUCCAGAGAUAAUGUUCAGAAGGACUCCUGUACCCCAGCAAAGAAUUUUAGGUGCACGUGUACCUAGGAGUGAUGGCAAAAUUCUGCAUCGUCAAAAACGUGGGUGGAUGUGGAAUCAAUUUUUCUUACUGGAGGAAUACACAGGAUCUGAUUACCAAUACGUGGGCAAGCUUCAUUCAGACCAAGAUAAAGGAGACGGAUCACUCAAAUAUAUUUUAUCUGGAGAUGGAGCAGGUACUCUUUUUAUUAUUGAUGAAAAAACAGGUGACAUUCAUGCCACAAGAAGAAUUGAUAGGGAAGAAAAAGCCUUUUAUACUCUGCGUGCACAAGCUAUUAACAGAAGAACUUUGAGACCAGUAGAACCAGAAUCUGAGUUUGUGAUCAAAAUCCAUGAUAUCAAUGACAAUGAGCCAACGUUCCCAGAAGAAAUUUAUACAGCGAGUGUUCCGGAAAUGUCUGUUGUAGGUACUUCCGUGGUGCAAGUCACAGCUACAGAUGCGGAUGAUCCUUCCUAUGGGAACAGCGCCAGAGUUAUUUACAGCAUACUUCAAGGGCAGCCAUAUUUCUCUGUGGAGCCUGAAACAGGUAUCAUCAGGACUGCUUUACCAAACAUGAACAGAGAAAACAGGGAGCAGUACCAAGUGGUAAUCCAGGCCAAAGAUAUGGGCGGCCAGAUGGGAGGCUUAUCAGGGACCACAACGGUGAACAUCACACUGACAGAUGUAAAUGACAACCCACCUCGCUUCCCCCAGAACACCAUCCACCUUCGAGUUCUUGAGUCCUCGCCAGUUGGCACAGCCAUUGGAAGUGUAAAAGCAACUGAUGCAGACACUGGGAAAAAUGCAGAAGUAGAAUACCGAAUUAUUGAUGGUGACGGGACUGAUAUGUUUGACAUCAUAACUGAGAAGGACACACAGGAAGGCAUUAUAACAGUGAAAAAGCCACUUGACUAUGAAAGCCGAAGACUUUACACUCUGAAGGUUGAAGCAGAAAAUACCCAUGUGGAUCCACGUUUUUAUUACCUGGGACCAUUUAAAGACACAACGAUUGUGAAAAUCUCCGUAGAAGAUGUGGAUGAACCUCCUGUUUUUAGCAGAUCCUCCUACCUGUUUGAAGUUCAUGAGGAUAUCGAAGUGGGCACGAUCAUUGGUACUGUAAUGGCAAGGGACCCAGAUUCCGCUUCUAGCCCCAUUAGAUUUUCCUUGGAUCGCCAUACUGACCUUGACAGGAUCUUUAACAUACAUUCUGGAAAUGGAUCCCUUUAUACUUCAAAGCCACUUGACCGUGAACUAUCUCAAUGGCACAAUCUAACUGUUAUAGCUGCUGAAAUCAACAAUCCCAAAGAGAUGACUCGUGUGGCUGUUUUUGUCAGAAUUUUGGAUGUUAAUGACAAUGCUCCACAAUUUGCAGUGUUCUAUGACACUUUUGUAUGUGAAAACGCCAGACCAGGGCAGCUAAUACAGACUAUAAGCGCAGUAGACAAAGAUGACCCUUUAGGUGGACAGAAAUUUUUCUUCAGUUUAGCUGCUGUCAAUCCCAACUUCACAGUACAGGAUAAUGAAGAUAAUACUGCCAGAAUUUUAACCAGAAAAAACGGAUUCAAUAGACAUGAAAUAAGUACCUAUCUCUUGCCCGUGGUGAUAUCAGACAAUGAUUACCCAAUUCAGAGCAGCACAGGCACGCUGACCAUCCGAGUGUGUGCUUGCGACAGCCAAGGCAACAUGCAGUCUUGCAGCGCUGAAGCUCUGCUCCUCCCCGCGGGUCUCAGCACUGGGGCCCUCAUCGCCAUUCUCCUCUGCAUCAUUAUUCUGCUGGUUAUAGUAGUGCUGUUUGCAGCUCUGAAAAGACAGCGAAAAAAGGAGCCUCUGAUCUUGUCUAAAGAGGACAUCAGAGACAACAUCGUGAGCUAUAACGACGAGGGUGGCGGAGAGGAGGACACCCAGGCCUUUGAUAUCGGCACCCUGAGGAAUCCUGCAGCGAUCGAGGAGAAGAAGCUUCGGCGAGACAUCAUCCCGGAGACGUUAUUCAUACCUCGCAGGACUCCCACGGCCCCGGAUAACACAGACGUCCGCGAUUUCAUUAACGAAAGGCUGAAAGAGCAUGAUCUCGACCCCACCGCGCCCCCCUACGACUCCCUGGCAACCUACGCCUACGAAGGGAACGAUUCCAUCGCGGAGUCUCUGAGCUCCUUAGACUCGGGGACCACUGACGGAGACCAAAACUACGAUUACCUCCGAGAGUGGGGCCCCCGGUUUAACAAGCUGGCCGAAAUGUACGGUGGCGGGGACAGCGACAAAGACUCUUAA